AUGGCUUCGCGGUGCCUAGUGGCGCACAAUGUUGUGUGGUUGUUAGCAGUGAUGGUGUGUGGUGCAAUGGCUGCUGUGCCUAAGACACCAAUGGAUGUGCCCUUCGGAAGGAACUAUGUACCCACUUGGGCUUUUGACCAUAUCAAGUACUUCAAUGGCGGCUCCGAGAUCCAGCUCGUUCUCGACAAGAACACUGGUACUGGAUUUCAGUCGAAGGGGUCAUACCUAUUUGGGCACUUCAGUAUGAAUAUUAAGAUGGUGGGUGGAGAUUCUGCUGGGACUGUUACUGCUUUCUAUUUAUCAUCACAAAACAAUGAGCACGACGAAAUAGACUUUGAGUUCUUGGGGAAUAGAAGUGGGCAGCCAUACAUAUUACAGACGAAUGUGUUUACUGGAGGAACAGGGAACAAGGAGCAAAGGAUUUAUCUCUGGUUUGAUCCUACCAAAGACUACCACAGAUACUCUGUGCUUUGGAAUUUGUACCAGAUUGUAUUCUUCGUGGACGACGUGCCAAUUAGGGUAUUCAAGAACAGCAAGGAUUUGGGGGUGAAGUUCCCAUUCAACCAGCCGAUGAAGCUUUACUCGAGCCUCUGGAACGCUGACGACUGGGCAACGAGAGGCGGGCUUGAGAAGACCGACUGGUCAAAGGCUCCGUUCGUGGCGUCUUACAAAGGCUUCCACAUUGACGGGUGUGAGGCUUCGGUGGAGGCCAAAUUCUGCGCAACGCAGGGGAAACGGUGGUGGGAUCAGGAGUUUCAAGAUCUUGAUAGUUACCAAUGGAGGCGACUGCGAUGGGUAAGAAGCAAAUACACGAUUUACAACUACUGCACGGAUAAGACGAGGAACCCAACUGUACCGGUGGAGUGCAAGAGGGACAGGGACAUAUGA
This is a messenger RNA of Striga hermonthica, 888 nucleotides long. The record is from the annotation of a GenBank genome assembly. Lineage: Eukaryota; Viridiplantae; Streptophyta; Magnoliopsida; Lamiales; Orobanchaceae.